This is a messenger RNA of Ectocarpus sp. CCAP 1310/34, 2667 nucleotides long. NCBI's taxonomy places the organism in Eukaryota, Phaeophyceae, Ectocarpales, Ectocarpaceae. The record is from the annotation of a GenBank genome assembly.
AUGUCAGGCCUCGUGCACAAGGUGAAGACAAAUCACGUGUUCUUGUGCAUGCGAACAUUCGUUGCUUCGCCCGUGACAGAUGUUAACCAGUUCAACCUCACGCGGGCCAUGGCGAGGGACGCGGAAUGGGAGAAGGCGUACCGAGCUAUCCAGAAGCUCUGUCCGGCGGGGGAGAGGAGUGACACUUUGAGGCCUGGCGUCUGGCUUCAGGUGGUGGACACAUUCCUGGAGCCUCAGCAGAUGUCCAUCAACAGGAAGGGCAAGAGCCGAGACGUGUUCGUCGACUACCAGCGCAACCGACCCCCCGUCGACAUGGUGAAGCUGGCGCAAUCGAUCGAGAGGGGAUGGAACCGCGCGAAGGCGGCCUUCUUGGCAAAUGAGCAGGCCGCGUCCAAGAAGACCGGAGAAGGGACGAUGACAGCGGAGCAGGAGAGCGAGAUGAUCGCCGAUAACUCGGAGGACUACCAUCUGAUGUCGUCCAUACAGUACCAGCAAGCUGCGAAGGAGCAGGCGAUAGCGGGCGACACGGUUGCGAAGGAGCACAGACAGGACGGCAUGAGGGUGCGGGACAAGGCUGCGGGUAUCUCCCCCGGCGGAGGUGCCUCCGGUCCUUCAACAGCCAGGGGUGGAAAGUCUGGUCGCGGGCGAGGCGGAGGUUCCGCCCGCGGUGCCUCCGACCGUGUCGGAGGUGAAAAAGAGAUCUACCCGCCGCAUGCAUACCAUUAGACUAUAGUCUAGUUUUUUUACCGGGUGUAGCAAAUAUAUUAGUUCAUCCACAUCCUACCGAAUGACAUAAGUUUUUAUCGUUGAACUGGGAGAAGCACUCCUUUCGCACUCCAUUCACGUACGUGUGCUCUGACGCUCUGGCGUGUCUUCUCCAACAAAACUGUGGUAUCUUCAAAGCAGCCAACGCGGACGGACGCAGUCGGUGGCUCUCCGUUAAUCAUCUCGACGGGUAAUAUUUUUUUCUGCAUGUACGUGCAGUGAUGUCUGGCGGACCAACUCUCUUUUCGGUGUACGUUUCUCGGGUUGCCGUAUCUUUAGCUUCUUGUCCAAGUGUUACAUUCUCGGAUAUCAACCUCCGCACCUCCGCUAGCCGUUGUUCGCGCGGCCACCACUUCUUUGCAAUAAAUUACGAGCUUGAGCCAAAACAUCCACAAAGAACGCACGAGAGAGAAAAGGCGCUCAGUGAAGAAGCCUACUCCCACACCACAGCCUAUAUUAUCGCCGUGGGAGUGCAGAACCCAAUAUCAAACCAAGAAGCGAGUCUAAGGCCAAAAUAUGCGGGUGGUGCGUUCCGCAUGUGCCGUGUGAUCGUGCGAUCAAAGGGCAUUUGAAUGCUUUCUUAUCGCCCUAGGGCGAUUUCCCACCAUGUUGUUCUGUGAGUCUGAAAGAGUGACGGGCGCUUCCUGUGAAGCUGGGUAUUUCUCGUUUUCCUCAAAAGAUGAAUAGGAAAAGAAGAGGUGGUGAGAGUAUAGAGAGAGGCCAAGGCCAUAUAUAUUGAUGAUGUGAAGAAACAUGGUCAAAAGAUAGGAAAAUCCCGCAGCAGCAGUAGUAGUCUACGACAGCAGCAGCGGUAUUCCAUCGAAGUCGCAGACACACAGACCCUCACACACUACAUUUCGUUAAGUCCCCGCAAGUGCACCUCCCGACACAAGCAAGCCCUCCCUACGUACAGCCCCGCAGGCGAGAUCUUUCCAACGCCUACACUUCAGCCCGCACUCUAUGGGUGGCGGGUCUGUCUAUCUUGCCAUCUAUUGUUGGCGCCUCUCGUUAGCGCACAAAUCACAAAAAUAUAGACUAGCCAACGUUGUUCUUCCGACGCCCAUCACCAUCACCUUCGAACUCUUGAGCAAAUAAAAACGUAUGUAAAUGUACCACCUGGAUGGAGGAGGGGGGGUUCAACGCAAGGCCGGGUUACCGUCAAGACACACCGCCAAGGUGCACACCGUACCCGCCCUCUCUUAAGGUGCCUACUACCGCCGAAAUGAGACAACGAAAUACAGCCAAUGAAACGCGCAGUGACAUGAAUAGUCCCAGCAAAGGCCGUCUAUAAAACGCCUUCCUCCUCCUCCUCCUCCUCCACCUCCUCCGCGCCGAAACACCAAAAAGUUACCUUCGGCUCGACAACCCUACCGCCAAGAAACCCCGCGCUUUCAUUUAUCCUCUCAACAGAUGGUGGGUGUCGAAACAGUGGUCGAGAAAAAACGACAGAAAACCACAUGUAAACAAAAAAAGCGGGGGUCGGCGCAUGUCAUCGUCAAGUGGUAUUCGCCAAGCACACACCGACGAGGUAUCCUGCGGCAUGAUGAAAACAACAAAUAAAAAUACCAACUCCAACGCUUGAACACAGCACCCUGCAGGUGGCAGCCAGGUCUGGUUCGACUCCGACUUCCCCCGGGGAGAAAAACGAUGCGUGUGUGCGUACGAACUUCACUUUCUAGGAAGGCUGCGAUGCACUACCGUGGCAGCAGCAUUAUCUACACCGCUCUUGAUAUACGGUAAAUCCAAAACAAUUAAUACAACGAGUCAUAGCAGACGAUGCAGACAAAAAAACGCGGGGCGUUACUACAAUGUUCGGCCGCUACUACAGUGCCAAGAACGAAAAUAAAAAACAACAGCUUCAUGUGAUGCAAAGCGAAGCACAGCAGCAGCAGCAGUAGCAGC